AUUUCUAUUGGAGAAGCAGUUUAGACAUCUUCAUACUAAAGCAUAUUUUUUGUCUACUCCGUUAUUUCUGGUCUGUGGACUCCAGUGGUGUUCUAGGACUGUACGAAGGGUCUUCAAAAGGAAUUUUAAAUCAUGUCUGAGGCAGAUUUUGAUAAGGCUGCAGAGGAGGUGAAGCAGCUGAAGGCUAAGCCAGCAGAUGCGGAGAUGCUCAGGGUCUACGCUCUGUUCAAACAGGCCAAAGUGGGCGACGUCAACACCACUCGUCCUGGGAUGCUGGAUUUCACUGGGAAAGCCAAGUGGGACGCCUGGGAGAAGGAGAAAGGGAAGAGCAAAGAGGAUGCCAGGAAGGAGUACAUUGCCUUGGUAGAGGAACUGAAAGGGAAGUACGGAGUCUAAUAAAUGACUGACUGACCGGGCCGACCGCUGGCAGUGUAGAACCUUGACCUCUGUGGUCAGCCCACACCUCGUCCCUGUGAGGUGCCUUAAUCCCAACGAGUAUGCCCUUUUCUACAAGACCUGGGGAAAAUGCAUAUGUCAAAUCCUUUGUAAUUCUAGCGGUGCACUUGGUUUAGCUGAAGUAACUUGGUUUAGCUGAGGUAUGUGCAAGGGUGGUUGGAGUUUGCAUUUGUUGGACUAUUCAAAUGGUUCCAUUGUACAGAACUACCUAAAUCAAGCACACUUCAAAUGACAUAUGCGUUUUACCCAGGAAUGUUUGCUACUGUGCAUUGCACUAAGAAUACAGGAGCAACAAGCCGCCGCUACGUACAGAGACAAACCGUCCUCCACCAUCAACUUCCUAGUGAAUGUUCUCAACUGGUUGUUCAGCCCACAACCUCCAUAAAGUUUACAUUUGUUUUAACUUU
This is a messenger RNA of Salvelinus namaycush (lake trout), 863 nucleotides long. It is a transcript of the gene dbi, whose product is annotated as diazepam binding inhibitor (GABA receptor modulator, acyl-CoA binding protein). The transcript is spliced from 4 exons. Bases 133 to 396 code for a protein of 87 amino acids. NCBI's taxonomy places the organism in Eukaryota, Metazoa, Chordata, Actinopteri, Salmoniformes, Salmonidae. Gene Ontology annotation, molecular function: fatty-acyl-CoA binding. The record is from RefSeq and is a predicted model, not a curated record. Gene Ontology annotation, biological process: fatty acid metabolic process.